Rosa chinensis is the source of this 2289-nucleotide messenger RNA. Its product is annotated as DELLA protein GAI. Gene Ontology annotation, molecular function: sequence-specific DNA binding; DNA-binding transcription factor activity. Lineage: Eukaryota; Viridiplantae; Streptophyta; Magnoliopsida; Rosales; Rosaceae. The transcript has a single exon. The coding region runs from base 249 to 1943 and encodes 564 amino acids. The record is from RefSeq and is a predicted model, not a curated record. Gene Ontology annotation, cellular component: nucleus. Gene Ontology annotation, biological process: hyperosmotic salinity response; salicylic acid mediated signaling pathway; negative regulation of seed germination.
GAAGCAAAUAAAAUAAUUUUUAGAUAUGUUCCUAAAAAUAUCCCAAUUAUUGCGACCUCCAAUAUCCCCCUUAUCUCUUCCGCACGUAGCCAUUGCUGUUCCUUCAUUCGACCUCCCAACCAACUCCUCUCUUCUACUCGUCAGAAGAAUAAAAAACAAUAAAGCAAAGAGGAUAAAACCCUAUUGAUGUAAACUUCACUCACUAGUGUUCAAUUUUUUCUUGCUCACAGUCAAACAUCAAAGAAAAGAUGAAGCGAAAUCACCAAGUGAGUUGCGGCGGAGGUCAAAAUGGUAGCAAUACGUCCGUCUCGAAUAGUAGCAAGGCCAAAAUUUGGGAGGAGGAGCAAGAAUCUGGAAGCAUGGAUGAGUUAUUGGCCGUUUUGGGCUAUAAAGUCAGGUCCGAUGACAUGGCCGAUGUGGCCGAGAAGCUUGAACAGCUUGAGAUGGUCAUGGGUUCAGCUCAACAAGAUGGGAUUUCACAGCUUUCCGAUACAGUUCAUUACAACCCAUCCGAUCUCUCCGGCUGGCUCCAGACCAUGCUCAUGGAACUCAACCCAAUUGACGACGACUUGUCAAACUCUCAGCAGCAGAAGCAGAAGCAGAAACAGAAGCAGAAGCAGAUUGAGACCCAAUCUCGGGUCAUUUACGAUGACAACUCCGAGUACGAUCUCAGAGCCAUUCCUGGUAUUGCAGCCUACCCACAAUCCCAAUUGCAAACCGAGACUGAAAUCAAUAGCAAACGGUUGAAAACCUCAACUGGUUCGGCAUCAUCAUCUUCUUCUUCGGUUGAGCCUCGGCCGCUCGUUGUGGUUGAUGCACAGGAUACAGGGGUGAGAUUGGUGCACACACUCUUGGCCUGUGCCGAGGCUGUUCAGCAAGACAACUUGAAGGUGGCCGACGCGCUCGUCAAGCAAGUAGGCACACUCGCCGUCUCCCAGACCGGCGCUAUGAGAAAGGUCGCCACUUACUUUGCAGAAGCCCUUGCUCGACGUAUUUACAGAGUCUACCCUCAAGAGGAUUCUCUCGUUUCUUCCUACUCGGAUAUUCUUCAGAUGCACUUCUACGAGACCUGCCCUUACCUCAAAUUUGCCCACUUCACUGCCAAUCAAGCUAUUCUCGAAGCAUUCGCCACCGCAACCAGCGUACACGUCGUCGAUUUCGGGCUGAAGCAAGGGAUGCAAUGGCCGGCUCUGAUGCAAGCGCUCGCAUUGAGGCCUGGUGGGCCGCCGGUGUUUCGGCUUACGGGUGUUGGGCCGCCGCAGCCGGACAACACAGACGCCCUGCAGCAAGUGGGUUGGAAAUUGGCCCAAUUCGCGGAUACCAUGGGCGUCGAGUUCGAGUUUCGAGGUUUGGUCGCAAACAGUUUGGCUGAUCUGGAGCCCUCAAUGCUCCACGUCCGUCCGCCGGAAGUAGAGACCUUGGCGGUCAACUCUGUUUUCGAGCUCCACUGCCUGUUGGCGCGACCGGGGGCGAUAGAGAAAGUCAUGGCUUCAAUCAAAGCCAUGAAUCCCAAGAUUGUUACGAUGGUGGAGCAGGAGGCGAAUCAUAACGGCCCGGUUUUUCUGGACCGGUUCAACGAGUCAUUGCAUUAUUACUCCAGCUUAUUUGACUCGUUGGAGGGUUCGUCUGGGUCGAGUGAAGACCUGGUCAUGUCGGAGGUGUACCUGGGAAGGCAGAUAUGCAACGUGGUGGCAUGUGAUGGUGGGGACAGAGUGGAGCGCCAUGAGACCCUGACGCAGUGGCGGAACCGGUUGAGCCGAGCCGGGUUCGAACCGGUUCAUCUGGGAUCCAACGUGUUCAAGCAGGCGAAGACGUUGCUGGCGCUUUACGCCGGCGGAGGUGGGUAUCAGGUGGAGGAGAACAAUGGGUCUCUCAUGCUUGGGUGGCACACACGGCCUCUCAUCGCCACCUCGGCUUGGCAACUGGCGAGUCCGACUCAGUGAGUCGACUCAGUUGAUGAUUGAUGGUGACCAUUGGACAGUGAGUGGGCCUCUGUUGGGUCAGGGGACUGUGAAAGAGGGUGAAACCAAAUCCACAUUAGUAAUAUUGUUGUGUUUUUACCCCUUCAUUUUAAGCUUUAGUUGAGCUGUAAAAUUUCUAGUGGUCUAGAUUUAGUAUGCUUUUACUACACAGUAGUGUCUACUACUGGGCCCUUGUUGCCUUCUUGCACAGUGCAAUUUCAAUUUCUAGAAGAAGACUUGAUAGUGAGAAUGUGUAGCUAUCCGAGUUUCUGUAAUACAUGAUGUGAUGCAUUGAUUCAAUUUGAAUUAGUGAGGUUUGACACUGUCA